This is a messenger RNA of Protopolystoma xenopodis, 255 nucleotides long. The record is from the annotation of a GenBank genome assembly. Lineage: Eukaryota; Metazoa; Platyhelminthes; Monogenea; Polystomatidea; Polystomatidae.
AUGCAUUUUCACGUUAUUCGCUGGUCACAUCCCGUAGUCUCUUGGCCUUCGCUUCACCGGUUCAUCAACUCCGUCCCCAAGAACUUUCAGCCGAAGAUUGGUCUUGAGGUACACGCCCAACUAAAGGCCAGAACAAAGUUGUUUUCCCGGGCAGCCUACCGAUUUGGUGCUCCGUCCAACUCUCAAAUAACUCUUUUGGAUGCUGCGAUUCCCGGCAGUCUUCCAGUACUUUAUGCUUCGUUUAUUACCCCAUGA